AUGUGGUUGAUCGACUCAUCUGACGCGCCGAUGCCUUCACCUCGCUCGGGCCUAUCUCGCCCUGCAGGCGGUAUCGCCUUGAAGCCAUUCCUGAGUAAAAUGCUGGAAUCGCAGAUAUCCCAUCACCAGCGAUUGAGUAGAAUUGGACAGUGCCAUAAUGAAAAGAAUGCACGACCUUCCGGCUCCAAAACUCGGAGCGAAGUGAACCAUCGGCCGACUAAAUCGGUCGGUGUGCGCGCUUGCAAGGAGCUCCAUACUGAUAUAGCAGUCGGCCGAUAG
Messenger RNA from Leptosia nina, 279 nucleotides. The record is from the annotation of a GenBank genome assembly. NCBI's taxonomy places the organism in Eukaryota, Metazoa, Arthropoda, Insecta, Lepidoptera, Pieridae.